Uncinocarpus reesii 1704 is the source of this 1323-nucleotide messenger RNA. RefSeq lists its product as uncharacterized. The transcript is spliced from 4 exons. Gene Ontology annotation, molecular function: flavin adenine dinucleotide binding; oxidoreductase activity, acting on the CH-CH group of donors. NCBI's taxonomy places the organism in Eukaryota, Fungi, Ascomycota, Eurotiomycetes, Onygenales, Onygenaceae. Bases 1 to 1323 code for a protein of 440 amino acids. The record is from RefSeq and is a predicted model, not a curated record.
AUGGCAACUAAUUCGGUUAAUCCCGUUCCCUUCUCUGAGCCUCCAUAUCUUUGCGGACUCCCUUCCCCGUACUACUCAGAGGCACAUCGAGACUUUCAGAAAAGAUGCAGGGCGUUUCUAUGGGAGAAUAUGAACAAGUAUGCGAUGGAAUGGGAGCGAGAGAGUCAAGUCCCGGAGCACGUUUUUGAAACAUUCGGCAAGUAUAAUAUGUUGCUACCGAAUCUACCGUCUCCGCUUCCUGUGGGCUGGCUGAAGAGAUUGGGCAUUCAUGACAUUUUGGGCGUGAAGGUGGAGGACUGGGAUAUCAUGUACACCAUGAUAUACUUGGAUGAAAUGGGUCGAUCCGGAUUGCACGGUCCACCUAGUUCUCUAACAGCUGGCUUCGCUUUCGGCAUCCCUCCGGUUAUCAAAUUCGGAAGCAAAGAACUGCAGGAGAGAUUCCUCCCGGACUUUUUGACAGCCAAGAAGCGAAUGUGCAUUGCCAUCACUGAACCAGAUGCGGGAAGCGAUGUUGCAAAUAUCACCACUACCGCCGUGAAAUCUGCAGAUGGAAAGCAUUAUAUCAUCAAUGGCACAAAGAAAUGGAUUACGAACGGUAUCUGGUCUGACUACACGACCAUGGCAGUUCGCACCGGCGGUCCCGGAGCCUCCGGCCUUUCCAUCGUUCUUGUUCCACUGAAGAAUUACCCCGGGGUGUCCAUGCGUCGAUUCUACGUUAGUGGCCAGACCGCCAGCGGAACCACAUACAUUGAGCUCGACGAUGUCAAAGUCCCUGUUGAGAACUUGAUCGGCGAAGAAGGCCAGGGCAUGAAGUACAUCAUGACCAAUUUCAAUCACGAGCGCCUUACCAUCUCAGUCGGUGUCACACGCCAGGCACGAGUUGCGCUGAGCGCGGCAUUUGAGUACUGCUUGAAACGAGAGGCCUUUGGAAAAACAUUGAUGGACCAGCCCGUUGUCAGGCACCGUUUGGCUAAGGCGGGUGCAGAAUUGGAGUCAAUGUGGGCGUGGGUUGAGCAGUUCUUUUAUCAAGUCAAGCACAUGUCCAAGGAAGAAGGCGAUCGUCGACUUGGAGGCCUCACUGCUCUGGCCAAGGCAAAGGCGGGCAUGGUUUUGAAUGAAUGUGCCCAGGUUGCUGUGUUGCUCUUUGGAGGCAAUGGGCUGACAAGAACCGGCCAGGGAGAGUUGGUUGAAAAAAUUUCUCGAGAAGUCUGGGGUGCUCGCAUCCCCGGCGGUUCGGAGGAUGUGCUGCUUGACCUUUCAAUCAGACAGCUUGUUAAGAUCUUCAAGGCCGAAACCAAGAAACUGGGGGAGUCCAGGCUUUGA